UCACGCACACGUUCACUUCUCAAACGAGCUUCUUCUAGUGAGCAGUUACCAACUUACAGAGAGAGCUUGAAACAAAGAAGGCCGAUUUAAAGAUGAAAAUGAAUUUUUCUGCUACUGUGCUUCUUGCUGCCGUCAUAAUUUUACUGACGUGGCUUGUUUCUAUGGUCAUUAAUUGGCUACGCUUUGUAAGGAGAGUCAACGACAUACCUGGUCCUAGAGGAUAUUUUAAAUUAAGAUUCUCUUCCAUUCCCAAAGAUCGUUCUUUUGAAGCGUUAUACAGACAAGGAAAGAAGUAUGCCCCUAUUUCCCGAAUAUGGUUCGGAUUUACUGCUUUGGUACAGCUUACAAGACCGGAGCAUGCAGCCGUAAUCCUCAGUUCCAAGAAAUUUAUUAAUAAACCUAAGUAUUACACACUCAUGUGUGAAUUUAUUGGAAACGGAUUAGUUACAUCUGCAGGGACGCAGUGGGAGUCUCAAAGAACACUGAUCACGCCAGCUUUCCACAUAAAGGUCAUUGAGUCGCACCAGGAGGUAUUUGUGAGAGGAAGCGAACUACUCAUGACAAAACUUCAGCAGCAUGCUAGAAAAGACGAAUUUAAUAUGAUGCCCUACCUCAUGAAUUUCGCAUUUGACGUAAUAUGUGGAGCUGCUAUUGGUGUGAAUCUACAAGAACGGGAAGAAUUUUAUUCGGAGUUGUUGACAGCUGCCAAUGAGUUGAACGACUUAACGUUUAAACGUUCUCUGCCUACGUGGCAGUCUUGGAACAUCCUUUUCAAACUCUCUGCUGAUGGAAGGAGAUUCCAGCGGAACAUUGACAUGUUUAACGCAUUUUUCGAUAAAGCUAUUCGUGAAAUGAAGUCGGAAUUAAGUUGCAAUAACAUCAGCAACACCGAAAACGACAUUUUCCGUAAUAAUACGAAGAAUGUGGCACUGCAAAGUUUACUCCUGCAGAAUGAAGGCAUGUUAUCCGACAAAGAAAUAAGGGAUCAUGUGAAAACAACCAUAAUAGCGGGUUAUGAAACAACAUUGGCCUCUUUAAGUUGGACGCUAUUCCUUCUUGGCAAACACAAGGAUGUACAGUUAAAGGUUUACGAGGAGCAGCAGAGCAUAUUCCACGGCUCUGACAAGCAUGUCAGUACGGAGGAUGUCAAGAAGAUGAAGUACUUGAAGCAAGUGAUCGAAGAAGCAGCGAGGCUCUACCCUCCCGUGCCAGUAGUCCUCCGUCAAAUCGAGGAGGAUGUUUCGAUUGGGGACUACGUGGUACCUGCUGGAGUCGUGGUCAACAUCAACAUUUACCACCUGCAUCGCUGCGCCGACCAGUUUCCGGACCCAGAAAUCUUCAAUCCAGACAACUUUCUCCCGGAGAGGAUCGAUGCUAGGCAUCCCUUCUCCUACUUACCUUUCAGCGCUGGUCCCCGAAACUGCAUUGGGAAGAGGUUCACGCUGAAGGAACAGACUACGUUGCUGUCGUACAUCCUCCGCAAGUACGAGGUGCACUCGACGCAGACGAAGGAGACGAUGGCCCCAGUUAGGAGCAUCACGCUGAGGCCAGGGAACGGCCUUUGGGUCAAGAUCCGACAGAGAGACUGACUUCGGCGACAGAAACUCGACGCCUGCAUCUAUCCUGGCAUCUCCCCCCCUCCCCUUCGUAAUGUUACCUAAAGCUGGGCUGCACUCUCCUUUAUGAGUUAUCGUGUUUUAAUUCCAUAAUCUUACACCGAGGACAAUUUCAUUGGAUGUUAGUGAAACAUGAAUGUUAGCACGGCUGUUGGAAAUGUAGCACCAUCUCACUCAUUGUCUGAUGAUCGCUUCUUCUAUUUGUUCUUCACAUUUGCAUCAACACUAAUUCCUAAUUUUAUAUGUUCAUUGAAUCUGAACUUUCCAUGAAUCUUACUGAUUUUAUAUUGCUAUCUUCACAUUUAAUAAAAUAAUAUAAUAUAGCAAUAUAUAAGUUGACCGCUUCCCAUGGCUCUUUAGUUAUUUGGAGCGUCAACUUCAUUGCGAAAGGAUUCGGGUUUUAAUCCCAAGUUAGGUAUGUAUGCGUGGGGAGUUUUAAAUUAAUGGCAUAAAAGCUUACCAGAGUAAAAUAUCUUUUCAAGAUAUGUUGUAUGUAUUACUCAUCUGUGAAAAAAACAAAAAAAAAAAACAGAAUAUCCUACUUGUUGUUUGUGAGCAAGGCAUAAUCAAUUUUCAUUAAAAGUUUUGUGGUGAAUAUUUGCCUGAACAUUUAAAAAUAUGGAAUAACGUGUAUCAUAUAUCCUACACCAAAAUUAAAAAGAAAACAUAAUGCGCAAUGCUUACAAAGUAAUCAAAUCAGUAAGAGAAACUAAGACACAGAUUCAAAAAUUAAAUAAUACACCACGGUGAGCCAUGUCCAGCCUUAAUAUCUCAGUUACUAUAGAUAUAUUUUCUAUUAGUUUUGCCUAACUAUAAAAGACUAUGUUUAUUAUUAAAUUUGAUUGCUAGUGAACUGUAGGAGUGACAAGGCGGUUCUGGGACGAUAUAAACAUUGAAAUGUAAACAUUGCGCCAGAAACACCCUGGGGGCCGCCAUCUUGUCUCGUGGGGGCCGCCAUUGUUGUUGACAUCGGUUACCAGGGCGCGCCACCGUCGCCGCCACUUGACGCCGCCAAUUUUUUUUUUUUUCGUCUGCUGGAGACCGCCAUCUUAGUUCGGCCUUUAGUUACCGGAGCGCGCCACCGUCGCUCCGAAGGCAGGAAUUGUAUACAAAAAAUCCUGGGCGGCGUGUGGAUUCGAUCCAUGGGACGCAGCAACGCUGAGGUUGGGAGGCAGACGCCUUGACCAUUAGACCACGGAACCAGUUGACGAGAGUAGAAUUAAAUAAUGUACAUAUGAUGCCAUGUCUUUGAAUUUCGAAAAAUAUGCUUAAAGCAACCCCCCCCCCCCACCACUCCACAACCGCCGCCAUGUUGUAUGCUUAAACCAUAAAAUUUCCAAAAAAAAUGCUUAAAGCAAUUGCCGCCACACUAGCUAUGCCUAAACCUCCAUGUUUAAAUGUAAAAAAAAUAAAAGCCCGCCAUACUAGCUAUGUAUAAACUGCCAUGUUGUAUGCUUAAAACAAUUGACACCAUGAUGUAUGCUUAAAGCAAACCCCCUACUAUUAUGCUUAACCCGUCAUGUUUUAAAUUUCCAAAAAGAAAUAAAAUAUCGCCAUAUUUAAAUUUUCCAAAAAAAAAUUUACUGCCAUAUUUAAUUUUUCCAAAAAAAAUAAAUAUAAUUGCCGCUAUGCUUAAAACACACCCCCCCAUACUAGUUAUGCUUAACCAGUCAUAUUUAAAUUUCCAAAAGCCAUUUUAAAUUUCGAAAAACAACCCCCACCAUUAUGCUUAAGCCGCCAAGGUUAAAUUUGGAAAAGUAUGCUUAAGGCGUCAUUUUGUAUGCUUAAAACAAUUGACGUCAUAUUUUAAAAUUUCCAAAAAAUAUGUUUAAAACAAACACUACCUUACUAGCUAUGACUAAAUACCUGGGAGAAACAUAACCUCAAAAAAUCCCGCGCAGAGAGAGAAGAUGUUGUCCGCUGGAGUGUCACUCAUAAACUGCGCAAUUAUAAUCCCAACAUCAUAUUAUAAGCAUAAUAAUAACUUUAGUGGUAGUACUUGUGCAACACGCCAAGUAAUAAGCAUAGUUAAAAAAAUAUAGGACCUCUAUUGUGGUAGAUCACGCUCAAAUAGUAAUAAACAUAGUUAAAAUUUAUAAUAUUGUAAAGAUAGUUAAGUAUUAAGCAUAGUUUCAAAGUAUUAAGCAUAGUUAGGACAAAGACUAUUAAUUUACGUUGAGUACAAUAAAUAUUAUACAAACAAUGUGUUAAGUAUUAAGCAUAGUUAGGACAAAGACUAUUAUUUUACGUCGAGUGCAAACGUUGUGCUGGAAGCCUCGCUCGUGCGCCGGCGACCAGGAAUGUGUUUACCUGCUGGGUGACAGUGAAAGUGUUUACCACAGAGAAACAAGGUCAGGCCAUCGCUGCGUACAGGAAAGGAGCAAGCACAAGGAACAUACAGAGGUGGAAAAAUAAAUAAUGUAGACAACACACGGGUAAAAAAAAAGAAUGUCAGUUUUAUUUAAUUAGGGUAUAAAAAAUAUCAUCGUCGACCAAUCAUGUGUGGCGGACAACUCCAACCCCGAAGGCCCCGCCAACACUUCAAUCCCCUUGGCCGCAGCAAGCGCACGGUCCACCCAUCGCUGUGGCCAACUCCAGGGUCACGUCCCCGAAAGUCCCGCGGUGGAUGUAGUUCACCCUCCACCACCUCCUCCACGAAAAAUAGCUUGGCUAUCUCUCUCGGUAUUUGGCUCGCCAAAUCGUCGCGUGUGGAUACAUCUAUCUUGUGUUGGGGGAGAUCUGCAGAACAAUACAUACGCAGUAGCUACAGCAUAACCAAAGUGAGUAAAAUAAUUAUGUGUGUAAAAGAAAAUAAUUACGUGUGUAAAAUAAAUUACAUGUGUAAAAGAAAUUUAAUAUAUGUAAAAGCAUGAAAAUUACGUUAAAAUCAUUCUAGCUUUAAAAGAUAACUUAAACACAUAAACAAUUGUAUAAAUUAUGUUAACAUUUUUUUAAAUAAAUAUAUGUAAAAUAAAUUACAUGUGUAAAAGAAAGAAAAAUUACAUUAGCCUUUGUAAAAAAAAAUAUGGGUAAAAUAAAAUAAUUACUUGUGUAAAAUAAAUAACAUUCACAUGUGUAGAAAAUAAUUACUUAUGUAAAAGAAACCAAUUAUAUGUUUAAAGAGAAACUACGUUAAGAUUUGUAAAGAGAAAAUAUAUAUAGGUAAAAUAAAUUAUGUGUGUAAAAUGAAAUAAAUUAUGUUCACAUGUGUAGAAAAUAAUUACUUGUGUAAAAAUAAAAUAAAUUACGUUAAGAUUUGUAAAGAGAAAAGGAAUAUAUGGGUAAAUUAUUUACAUGUUUAAAAGAGAAAUUUAAUAUAUGUAAAAGUAUGACAAUGAUGUUAAAAACAUUCUAGCUUUAAAUUUAAAAAACAUGUAAACAAUUAUAUAAAUUAUGUUAACAUUUCUUUUUAAAGAAACAUAUGUAAAAUAGAAAAUAAAUUACAUUGGCCUUUGUAAAAAGAGAAAAUUAAAUUACAUGUUUAAUAGAAA
This is a messenger RNA of Bacillus rossius redtenbacheri, 5107 nucleotides long. Its product is annotated as cytochrome P450 4C1-like. The transcript has 13 exons. Lineage: Eukaryota; Metazoa; Arthropoda; Insecta; Phasmatodea; Bacillidae. The record is from RefSeq and is a predicted model, not a curated record. The coding region runs from base 93 to 1589 and encodes 498 amino acids. Gene Ontology annotation, molecular function: iron ion binding; heme binding; monooxygenase activity.